Molecule: messenger RNA, 1770 nt
Organism: Vigna angularis (adzuki bean)
Lineage: Eukaryota; Viridiplantae; Streptophyta; Magnoliopsida; Fabales; Fabaceae
Exons: 4
Coding region: 1-1770 (589 amino acids)
Source: RefSeq, a predicted model, not a curated record
AUGAAAAUCUUCAAGAAAUUGGAGAUUAAUAUACCCUUCUCUAAGGCUUUGCAACAAAUGCCUUCAUAUUCUAAAUUUUUGAAGGAGCUCCUCACAAAGAAAAGGAAGUACAUUGAAGAAGAAACCAUUGAAGUUCAAGGAAAUUGCAGUGCUAUCAUACAAAAACUCUUACCUCCCAAGUUUAAAGAUCCAGGAAGCUUCACUAUUCCUUGCACUAUAGGGAAUAUAUCUGUUGGGAAAGCACUUAUUGAUCUGGGAGCCAAUAUUAAUCUCAUGCCGCUUUCCAUGUUUGAAAAGGUUGAAGGGUUGGAACUCAAGCCUACUUGGAUGACUCUUCAACUUGUAGACACAUCUUUGAAAUAUCCUUAUAGGUUAGCUGAAGAUGUGCUUGUGAAGACAGUAAGAGUUUUGAUUGAUGUGGAAAAUGGCAAACUGAAGGUGAGAGUACAGGAUGAAGAAGUAAAUUUUGAUGUCUUUAAAGCCAUGUCUCACCCAAAAGAUGAUAAUGAAUGUUUUCAUCUUGAUUCACUUGAUGAAAUUUGCAUGAUACAAGAAAACAACGCAAGUAAUACUCUUUCUUUGGAGGAGAUACUAGUUGACACUUGUGAAGAGUUAAAUGAAAAAGAAGAGGAACUAAUGGAUGAGUGCUUGACUGAUUUGGAAGAAUUACAAAAGGUUCCUUUGCAAAACAUAGAAGAAAAAGUCAAAGGAAGCAAAGUGGAGUUGAAGAUGCUACCGCCACACUUGAAGUAUGCGUUUCUAGAAGAAGGAGGAAACAAACCAGUUAUCAUCAGCAACUCUCUCUCUCCCAAAGAAGAAGAAAAGUUGGUAGAAAUACUCAAAGCCAACAAAGGAGCUAUUGGAUGGUCAAUCUCAGAUCUCAAAGGCAUAAGUCCAACAUAUUACAUGCACAAAAUAUUUAUGGAAGAUGACUGCAAACCAGUUGCUCAACCACAGAGAAGGUUAAAUCCAGUGAUGAAGAAGGAGGCAAUCUUUGCAGAAUUGAUAGAAAAAUGCAUUGAAGUUUUUAUGGAUGAUUUUUCAGUGUUUGGCAGUUCCUUCCAUGAGUGUUUAUCUAACCUGGAUGUUGUACUUAAAAGAUGCACCCAAUCCAAUCUUGUUCUUAAUUGGGAAAAAUGUCACUUUAUGGUAAAUGAAGGCAUUGUUUUGGGUCAUAAAAUUUCUUCCAAGGGAAUUGAGGUUGACAGAGCCAAAGUGGAGGUUAUUGAAAAACUUCCACCACCAACCAAUGUGAAGGGAAUCAGAAGCUUUUUGGGUCAUGUUGGUUUUUAUAGAAGAUUCAUCAAAGACUUUUCAAAGAUUGCCAAACCACUGAGCAACCUCCUUGUUAAAGACGCACAAUUUGUGAUGGAUGAUGAGUGCCUUAAGGCAUUUGAUGUCUUGAGGAAAAAGUUGAUUUCUGCCUCAGUAAUUGUAUCUCCUGAUUGGAACCAAGAUUUUGAGCUGAUGUGUGAUGCCAUCAAUUAUGCUAUAGGAGCUGUUCUUGGCCAAAGAAGAGAGAAGCCGGAUUCUAAGCCGCGGUUGAUUAGAUGGGUACUUCUGCUACAAGAGUUUGAUGUGGAAAUCCGUGACAAGAAGGGAAGUAAAAAUGUAAUUGCGAAUCACUUAUCUCGGUUGGUUAACAAUGAAGUUACAAGAAAGGAAGAAGAAAUCUGGGAAUCCUUCUCGGAUGAAACACUUAUGUAUAUUCAACAAAGACCGUGGUUUGCUGAUAUGGCCAAUUUCAAAGCUGUAGGAGUAAUCCCAUAA